Molecule: messenger RNA, 5973 nt
Organism: Paramisgurnus dabryanus
Lineage: Eukaryota; Metazoa; Chordata; Actinopteri; Cypriniformes; Cobitidae
Source: RefSeq, a predicted model, not a curated record
UCCUUGAUGGUUAGGCUCCGUUUCAUACAGAGAUAGGACUCCAGUCAGUUUGAUCACAGUUCUAAAUCAGCAUGUAAUGCAGCAAGCUAGCACAGAUUAAUCAAGUCCCACAAAAUAAGAAACAAACUUAUUUCAUCGAAAGAUUAGGUUGAUUUUUGCACGUGUUUGUCUACGUCUCCGUCCGCACCCAACAUUAUGUAUUUUAAAAUGAUUUAAAUAUUUAAUAGGUUGGAGAAACGUCAACUCGUUUUCAGCGUCAGAUGGGGUGGGAGCAGAGAUCGCACAGUCAAAAGCGAAAGUAAACUUAGACUGGCGGCGCCAUUUUAGUACUGCGAUUAGUAAACAAAAACUUCUGUUAAAACAGAUUGUUUUAACAGACGCGUUUUAAAAACUCGUUUUAAAGAAAUGUACGCGUUGUUCAAGACAGGAUAACUCUUAUUUCUACAUAUGUGAGUGUGGAUACGGUAUGUUGAAGUGCAUCGAUGAACGACGCCAUAAAAACAAGAUGGGACUGUCAUGGCGUGACACAUUUGAUGAUCUCUAUAUAUGUUGUUCUCUGUUCUUACUGUUACAUAUUUUUAUUUGUCUCAUUCUAAUUGCUAUUUAAAUUUAAUUUUUUUCCAGAUGGCAGGUCAGAGUAUAUCUGAUUCAACAUUCAUUUAGCAUUCCAGUGGGUGUUUCCUUUUCCUCGUACUGUUUCUGUCUCGCAUUAAAACAUGAGUCAAGUACAGAUGGACAGAUCAGACCCCAGCUGUGUGUCCAUGAAGAGUGACUGGUCUAUGGAUCCUCCACCUCAGUUACAGAAACAUAAUAAACAUCACUUUGGUCAAGUCCAGAUGGACAGAUCAGACCCCAGCUGUGUGUCCAUGAAGAGUGACUGGUCUAUGGAUCCUCCACCUCAGUUACAGAAACAUAAUAAACGUUGCUUUGGUCAAGUACAGAUGGACCGAUCAGACCCCAGCUGUGUGUCCAUGAAGAGUGACUGGUCUAUGGAUCCUCCACCUUACUUACUGAAACAUAAUAAACGUCGCUUUGGUCAAGUACAGAUGGACAGAUCAGACCCCAGCUGUGUGUCCAUGAAGAGUGACUGGUCUAUGGAUCCUCCACCUCAGUUACAGAAACAUAAUAAACGUCGCUUUGGUCGAGUCCAGAUGAACGGAUCAGACCCCAGCUGUGUGUCCAUCAAAAGUGACUGGUCUAUGGAUCAUCCACCUAAGUUACAGAAACAUAAUAAACGUCGCUUUGGUCGAGUCCAGAUGGACAGAUCAGACCCCAGCUGUGUGUCCAUGAAGAGCGACCGGUCUAUGGAGCCUCCACUUGGGUUACAGGAACACAAUAAAAGUGGCUUUGGUCGAGUCCAGAUGGACAGAUCAGACCCCAGCUGUGUGUCCAUGAAGAGCGACCGGUCUAUGGAGCCUCCACUUGGGUUACAGGAACACAAUAAAUGUGGCUUUGGGAGUCUCGACAAACUUCAAAUAUUAGAGUCACCAGAACCCAUCUGUGUGUCCAUGGACAGGGACCAGUCAUUGAAUCUUCCACCUAUUCAGGAGAAAGGUUCAGAUUUUAGCCCUGACCCUAAAUGUGCUGAAGUCCUGAAUACAUUCAGAUCAAAUCUACAGAAGAAGUUUCAGUGUUUGUGUGAAGGAACAUCAAUGCAGAGAAACCCAACACUACUGAAUGAGAUCUACACAGAGCUCUACAUCACAGAGAGUGAAAGUGGAGAGAUCAGUAAUGAACAUGAGGUGAGACAGAUUGAGACACAAUCCAGAAGAACAACAACAGAGGAGACACCAAUCAAAUGUAAUGACAUCUUUAAACCUUUACCUGAACAAGACAAACACAUCAGAAGUGUGCUGACAAAGGGAGUCGCUGGCAUUGGAAAAACAGUCUCUGUACAGAAGUUCAUUCUGGACUGGGCUGAAAAGAAAGAGAAUCAGGACGUCCACCUCAUAUUUCCACUUCCUUUCAGAGAGAUCAAUUUGAUGAAUGACAAAUCACUCAGUCUUUUAGAUCUUCUUCAUCUUUUCUUUCCGAAGACAAAAGAAAUGGAAAUCUUCAGUGAUGAAUAUAAAGUGUUGUUCAUCUUUGAUGGUUUGGAUGAGUGUCGUCUGUCUCUGGAUUUUCACAGCAGUGUGAGGUUGUGUGAUGUAAGUGAAUCAACCUCAGUGGACGUGAUGCUGACAAACCUCAUCAAGGGGAAUCUGUUUCCCUCUGCUCUCAUCUGGAUCACCUCCAGACCAGCAGCAGCUGAUCUCAUCCCCUCUGAGUGUGUUGAUCGAGUCACAGAGGUACGAGGCUUCAGUGAUCCACAGAAGGAGGAAUACUUCAAGAAGAGAAUCAGUGAUGAGAGUCUGUCUGAUCAAAUCAUCUCACACCUGAAGUCAUCCAGGAGUCUCUACAUCAUGUGUCACAUCCCAGUCUUCUGCUGGAUUUCAGUCACUGUUUUAGAGAGAAUGUUGAGUGAAGCAGAGAGAAGAGAGAUCCCCAACACUUUCACUGAAAUGUACACACACUUCCUGAUCAUUCAGACAAACAUCAAACAUCAGAAGGACUAUGAGAAGAAAGUGAAAGAUGAAGACAUGAUCUUCAAACUGGGUAAACUGGCUUUUGAGCAGCUUAUGAAAGGCAAUCUGAUCUUCUAUGAUGAAGACCUGAGAGAUUGUGGCAUUGAUGUAUCAGAAGCAUCAGUUUACUCAGGAUUGUGUACUCGGAUCUUCAGAGAGGAGUUUGGUUUGUAUCAGGGGAAAGUUUACAGCUUUGUUCAUCUGAGCAUUCAGGAACAUCUAGCAGCUCUAUAUGUGCUGUAUUCAUUCCUGAUAUAUAAGAGGGAUCUAAUCAAUGAAUAUUUACCAUCAAAACAUCAGUUCACGUGGGACACAAUAUCAGAUCUGCAUAAGAGAGCUGUGGAUAAAUCUCUACAGAGUAACAAUGGACAUCUGGAUCUUUUCCUCAGAUUUCUUCUGGGUCUCUCACUGGAGUCCAAUCAGAAACUUCUGCAGGAUCUUCUGAAACACAAAGAGAAAAUCUCCUGGAGCAAAGAGAAAACUGUCGAGUACAUUAAAAUCAGAAUAAAAAUAAAUCCCAAACCAGAGAAAUCCAUCAAUCUGUUUCACUCUUUGAAUGAACUGGGUGAUCAGUCUCUUGUGAAUGAUGUCCAGGAGUAUAUAAAAUCUAAAACAUUUUUAAACCUCAAACUCUCCUCUUCUCAGUGGUCAGCAGUGGUCUUUAUUUUGCUGACCUCAGAGCAGUUGGACGUGUUUGAUUUGAGUAAAUACAUAAACAGAGACCUCAAAAGAAACAUGACACCGGAUGAAGUUCUUCAGAAGCUGCGGCAUGUGCUUCAGGGAUCAAGAUCAGCUGAGCUUUGUCAUUGUGAACUGUCAGAGAAAUGCUGUGACUGUCUGACUUCAGUUAUCUCUUCAAAAUCCUCAUGUCUGAGAAAGAUGAAUCUAUCUGAGAAUAAACUAAGAGAUUCAGGAUUGAAGCAACUCUGUGUUGGGCUGAAGAAUCCAAACUGUAAACUGGAGACACUGAGGUUGUGUGAUUGUGAUAUCACAAAUGAAGGUUGUGCAGCUUUGGCUUCAGCUCUGAGAUCAAACCCAUCAUACCUGAAAGAACUGAAUCUGUCUGAAAAUACUCUUGGAGAUUCAGGAGUGAAGCUGCUCUCUGAUGGACUGAAGAAUCCAAACUGUAAACUGGAGAAACUGGAGUUGAGGUGUUGUGGUGUCACAGAUGAAGGUUGUGCUGCUUUGGCUUCAGCUCUGAUAUCAAACCCAUCACACCUGAGAGAUCUGAAUCUGUCUAAAAAUAAAAUAAGAGAUUCAGGGGUGAAGCUGCUCUCUGAUGGACUGAAGAAUAUAAACUGUGAACUUGUGAAACUGAGGUUGAGUUAUUGUGGUGUCACAGAUAAAGGUUGUGCAGCUUUGGCUUCAGUUCUGAAAUCAAACCCAUCACAUCUGAGAGAUCUGAAUCUGACUGGGAAUAAACUUGGAGUCUCUGGAGUGAAGCGGCUCUCUGAUGGACUGAAGAAUCCAAACUGUAAACUGGAGAAACUGGUGUUGUGGGAUUGUGGUAUCACAGAUGAAGGUUGUGCAGUUUUGGCUUCAGCUCUAAGAUCAAACCCAUCACACAUGAGAGAACUCGAUCUGUCCGAAAAUAAUCUUAAAGAUUCAGGAGUGAAGCUGCUCUGUGAGGUACUGAAGAAUCCAAACUGCAAACUGGAGAAACUGUGGUUGAAUUAUUGUGGUGUCACAGAUGAAGGUUGUACAGCUUUGGCUUCAGCUCUAAGAUCAAACCCAUCACAUCUGAGAGAACUGAAUCUUUUUAAGAACAAACUUGGAGAUUCAGGAAGGAAGAUGCUCUCUGAUUUAAAGGAGGACCCACAUUAUAAACUGGAGACACUGAAUACUGGCUGGGAUUAUGGCUAUGAAGAUCUUUCUGUGAUCAAAUAGUGACUGUAGAGUGUAGACCCAUCAUUGAGACAUCGAAGACAACAUGAUUACCAGAGAUUCUUAUUAUAAUAUUCAUUUCGUAAAAGAUGUUCAGUCUACGUGUGUGUGUGUGUGUGUGUGUGUGUGUGUGUGUGUGUGUGUGUGUGUGUGUGUGUGUGUGUGUGUGUGUGUUUUCCUGGUUUUAUUUGUGAACCAUUAGAUGUUACAUUAGAUGAGAAAGUAAUUUAACGAGUACCGGUCUAGAAAUAUCUUGGUUUCCUUUUAGAAGAAAGCUUGUCCUUCAAGCUACACAUUCACUUUUUGACAAAAAAAAACUAAAGCUGGGAUUUUAUUAUAGAAACAAAGGCUGUUUCUCUUUUAGUAUGAGAAAAACACUCAUACAAGCAACUUUUCUUUCAAUGCUGGAUUAUGGGGAUAUUUUAUAUUUGCCUGCAAAUCAUUCUUCGUUGAAAAUGCUGGAUUCAAUAUAUCAUGCAGCAUUAAGAUUUGUAACUAAUUCUAGUUUCCGUACUUAUCAUUGUAGUUUGUACAAGGAUGUUAGAUGGCUAUCAUUGCAAAAUCGCAGGCUGGAGCAUUGGCAUAUUUUUCUCUUUAAGGCCAUACUUCACAAACUGCCUACUUAUUUAUGUUCUCUUUUGACUCUUAAAGUAACUUCCAGAGAAGGUAAUCUUCGGUCACAUGGACAAAUCAUGUAUGACGUUCCACAAACGAGAACUGUUUUUGGUGAAAGUGCUUUUAAUGUUUUUCCACCGUUAUCUUGGUAUAAUUUGAAAAACCAAAUAAAAUUGGACUACUUACCAACAAUGACACCGUUUAAAAUUAGGAUAAAGGACCUUCUGAGUACUAAAUGCACAUGUGCUGUUACUGACCGCUGUUGCUACUGUAAUUUUGUUAAGGUGAUGUCAAAAUGUAAAUAGCUUUUUCUUUUUUGGUGUUAAUGUUGUUUGUGUUAUUUUGUUUUCAUUGAAUAUUUUAACUCUGGAACUAUUAUUCUGCUGUCUUGGCCAGGACUCCCUUUGAGAAAGAGAUUUUGUAUCCCAAUGGGAUUAUUUUUCUGGUAAAAUGAAGGUUAAAAAAAUUAUAAAAACAAUGAAGAUAAAAUAUCAGUAGUACUAGACUUGCCUUAUCCACAUUAACUCUCAGUUCUGCAGUGGGGAUAUUUUAUUUUACCAGGAGAUUGUGCAUUUGUUAUUUGUAACUGAAGGAAAUGAUCUAAACUGCUGUGAAUACUGUGUGAAUAGAGUCCGAAGAAUCAUAACAGCUUAUCAAACAUCAUUUUGAUAAGACCAGACAUAAAGAUUCCUGGAGAUUUGUAAGAGUAUGAUGUGAAAAACACUGAAUCUUAUUAGGUGUAGCUUUUUAUCUGGUAUUCUUAAUUUUUCUCUUUAACAUUAUUUUUUAUAUAUGCAUAUCAAUUUCUUCUGAUGAUUAAUAAACAUGAAAAUUUUAUGAGUUUGUAGACAAGCUUAUUAAAGUUUUUUUUUUUUUGUAAAAGAAAUAAAGUGUUUAUUUAAAUAAAAUA